Molecule: messenger RNA, 3080 nt
Organism: Neogale vison (American mink)
Lineage: Eukaryota; Metazoa; Chordata; Mammalia; Carnivora; Mustelidae
Gene: HOXA2
Product: homeobox A2
Exons: 2
Coding region: 243-1370 (375 amino acids)
Biological process (GO): regulation of DNA-templated transcription
Molecular function (GO): DNA-binding transcription factor activity, RNA polymerase II-specific; DNA binding
Source: RefSeq, a predicted model, not a curated record
AGCAAUCAUGUGACAGCCAAUUCGGUCCAAUUUCAACCUUGUCUCCAUGAAUUCAAUAGUUUAAUAGUAGCGCGGUCCCCAUACGGCUGUAAUCAGUGAAUUAGAAAAAAAACACCCCAGCAGCGAUCUUCUAUGAUAGAUUUUUUUUUCCCUCUGCUCUCGCCUUUUUCCUGGGCCUUGCCCCCCCAAAGCCCCUCCAGAAGAGGGAACUUUUUCUCCGAGGGGGCUCCAAGGAGAAGGCCAUGAAUUACGAAUUUGAGCGAGAGAUUGGUUUUAUCAAUAGCCAGCCGUCGCUCGCUGAGUGCCUGACAUCUUUUCCCCCUGUCGCUGAUACAUUUCAAAGUUCAUCAAUCAAGACCUCGACGCUUUCACACUCGACACUGAUUCCUCCUCCUUUUGAGCAGACCAUUCCCAGCCUGAACCCGGGCAGUCACCCUCGCCACGGCGCUGGCGGCCGCCCCAAGCCGAGCCCCGCGGGCAGCCGCGGCAGUCCAGUGCCCGCCGGCGCCCUGCAGCCGCCUGAGUACCCCUGGAUGAAGGAGAAGAAGGCGGCCAAGAAAACCGCGCUGCCGCCCGCCUCUGCCGCCGCCGCCGCCGCCGCCGCCGCCACCGGCCCUGCCUGCCCCGCAGAAUCCCUGGAAAUCGCCGAUGGCAGCGGCGGGGGCUCGCGGCGCCUGAGAACUGCUUACACCAACACGCAGCUUUUAGAGCUGGAAAAAGAAUUUCAUUUCAACAAGUACCUUUGCAGACCCCGAAGGGUGGAAAUUGCAGCACUGCUGGAUUUGACUGAGAGACAAGUGAAAGUGUGGUUUCAGAACCGGAGGAUGAAGCACAAGAGGCAGACCCAGUGCAAGGAGAACCAAAACAGUGAAGGAAAAUUUAAAAGCCUGGAAGACUCUGAGAAAGUGGAGGAGGACGAGGAGGAGAAGUCGCUCUUUGAGCAAGCCCUCAGCGUCUCCGGGGCCCUUCUGGAGAGGGAAGGUUACACUUUUCAGCAAAAUGCCCUCUCUCAGCAGCAGGCUCCCAAUGGACACAAUGGCGACUCCCAAAGUUUCCCAGUUUCGCCUCUAACCAGCAAUGAGAAAAAUCUGAAACAUUUUCAGCACCAGUCACCCACUGUUUCUAACUGCUUGUCAACAAUGGGCCAGAACUGUGGCUCUGGCCUAAACAAUGACAGUCCCGAGGCCCUCGAGGUCCCCUCUUUGCAGGACUUUAACGUUUUUUCCACAGAUUCCUGCCUGCAGCUUUCAGAUGCUGUCUCGCCCAGUUUGCCAGGUUCCCUGGACAGUCCCGUAGAUAUUUCAGCUGACAGCUUUGACUUUUUUACAGACACACUCACCACAAUCGACUUGCAGCAUCUGAAUUACUAAAAACAUUAAAGCAAAACAAAGCAUCACAAAACAAAAACCCCUUUGACCAGGUGGUUUGGCCUUCUUUUAUUCUGAGAGAGUUGAUUUUUAUUUUCUUUUCUUCUUGACCUACCCUCUCUGUCCUCUAAAUGUGGAAGAUUUUCUGUUUAGUGAGUCUCCUGGUCCAGUUUCAGAGCCAUCUUUUACAGAUUAUUUUGGAGUUUUAGUUGUUCUAAAUUGAAUCCAACUACCCUCUAUGUGAUUUUCUGAAAGCAAUAUAUGAGGCCUGCAAGAAAGUGAUCAUAUAAUUGUAUCUUCACUUUCUUUUUAUUUUUGUAUUACCUUAGGAUGCAUUGUCAUGAGUAUUUUUGGUAGAAUAAAUUCUCCUUUGCUAUAAGUAGCUUUCUUAUUUUUUUUUCUUCCCCCCCUCUUUCUCAAGGCUCAUAACGGUUUCUUUUUCUUCCUUUAGUCUAACUUGGUAAAUAAAAUUCUGGUCACAAUUCAUCUUCUUUUUUCAAUUUUAAUAUAUUUAUUAAGGGGGCAUGUUCAAAGUCUUCAAUAGACACUAACGAAAAGAAAGCCAGAAAAUGGUUAGGACUUCCAAGAAGUAUUUUUCUUUUUCUUUUUUUUCUUUCUUUUUAAAGGGAAUGGAUUUGGUUUUUUAGUGUAGAGGUUCAAGCCAUAGAUUUAAAUUGGUAGUAGAAGUGGGAUUGGGCAGCCUCAGAGUUGGGCCAAGCCCAAGCCUUUGAAAGUGGAGAAAUAAAGUGCCUACAGGAACCCCAACUCCAAGAAGGAGAAACAUGGAGUUCUUUAACAAGCUACCAGUCUUCAGGUCAAUAACUAAGUUAACAACAAUUCAUUUAUUUAUACACAUUUGUUUCAAACAUCUACAUUACAACCCCUCCCCCACAAUCCCGGAAACAUUUUCAGUGUGGUUGAUUAGUCUCCCAGCUGUUGAUGGGUCCAGGCAAACAGACCUAAAAGGUAGAGAAAAACAAAAACAAAACAAAACAAUGGUUACUGGCUGGAAAAUGCACUUCAGAAAGGGUUCUCUCCAAUCCUCUGGUUCAGUCAUUCUAGGAUUCUUUUUUCAGGGAUAGAAAAAUCAAUAUUUCAUUCUUAAAUCUGUUUACAUGACAAAUAAUGGAUCAUUAAAGCUGUGAAGUCAGGUUACCAAGUUGAGAUUUAAAAUGGAGAGUUUCUGCGCCCCAGGUUAUAAAUUAACCCAGAUUCUAGAGAGAAGGAGAAAAAGCACUUUAAAUGAAAUAUCAAUAAAAUGUGAUCUAGGGCACGUUACUGGGUUGUUCUGUUUUUUUCCCCCUUCUUACAUAUCCCCAUGCUUUUUUUUUUCCCUCCCUGAGCUCUGCUGUGAUCGCUACUAACUUACCGUGAGAAAACGCAGCCUGUAAGCAACAUGUGCAGGGGGGCGGGUUGAUUUAGGAACCCGGCUCUUAAUAGCUAAGGCUUGGAAGUUACGCUGAAAUCGCGGUCUUUCUCCAUGGGUUUGCACCCUACCUUUCUCCAGCCCCUUGCCCCCUAAAUCCUGGCAGCGGCGGAGGCGUGUGAGGACCCCGGCUGGUCUCCAGCCCCAGGCGCGGAGUUGAGCAGGGCGGCCUGGCUGCAGCCAGGGCUGCGCCGCUGCUGUUUGCGAUUCGUCCUACGCUCAUAAAUCAAACGCUUUCUAUGAAUGAGAAUGUCAUCAAAGAGAUCAAUUGCAGGAACACAUGCACA